CUCGGCUCGGCGGCGCAGUGCCUGGUUGUAUAGCCGCGGCGGCGUUACGUUGGCGCGUCCUCUCUCUUCGUCUGUCGGCCUAGAAGCGGCCAUUUUCCUUCUCUGUUGCUUGCCUGGCAGGCGCGCAGGCUGCUCGUCUGCAGCCGCCGCGAGGGAAGAAGACGACGGCUCUCGCUCUCUCUCUCUCUCUCCCUCGCUCACCACCGCUCGUGUAUAUAUAGGUAUAUACACUCGGUCUGUAGAGAGUAGGUAGGACAGACGUACGCUUUCCUUUCUCGCCUCUCUCUUUUUCGCUCCCGCGCGGCAGAACCAAGAGCGAGCGAGAGAGACAGCGGCCAUUUCGCGGUGUGUGUCUCGUGCACGGCGGCUCCGUUUUCUCGCGCGCGAGGCUGGCCUUCUCUCUCUCUCUCUCUCUCUCUCUCUCUCUCUCUCUCUCCUAUCUCCGUCUCGCUUCGCUCAUCGAGAUAGAUAGACCGCUGCUGUACAUGCAGAGCAAAUUCGCGAGCUAUAAGCCUCUUCUUUCUCUCUCGCGCGGAUAUACUCGUGUGUUUUUCCUCCGUCUCGCUCUUGCUGCAGCCGUGCCACUUGCUCCCCGGCUGCUGCUGUUUUUCACUCGCUCUCUCUCACUCGGCACCUUUCUCUCGCACGCGACUCCCUUUGGAUGAGGAAAUAUUUUUGCUUUUCCGACUGCUGGCUCGUUUUUUGGAGCAGCUGAUGCAGUUGGAGAGAUGAAUCGCUUUCCUGGAGGGCCAGCAAAUCCAGACAACUGUAACGUGUUCCAUGUUUACACUGGCAGAACAGGCCAACAGUUUCACACAAACUGAGCAGAGCAACUCCAAAUACGCUGAUUAGCAGCAGGGGCAAAAAGAAAUAAUGUUUGAUCCACAGCAAAUUCAACAGCAGCAGGCUGCACAAGGUCAGCAGUCUCAACAACAGCAGACCCAGCAGAUGUACGUGACAACCGAUAAAAAAGACGAUAAGUCCGGUCAACAGUCUACGACUACAGAGUUUCCCUUCUAUUAUAAUGUCAACAUGCUGCAAAAGGUACAAGCGAACGCGGUGGGAACGAUCGGUGCAAUCACGACCGACGAUAAGGGCCACUAUCGCUUCGACGUACAACCCGGUUACAACACCCUCAUCAAUCAGAUGAACUUGGCGACAAACACGACCUUUAAGUGCGAUAUCUGUGGUCUCGUGUUCGGCCAUAUGAGUCUCUUAAAUCACCAUAAACGCAUCCACAACUCUACACCAAGCAAUCUGCACCAACAACCCCUGCAGGUCGUUGUUCAAACGCCGACAACCGUGACAGUCGCCACUACGCCGGAAAGACCUUACACGUGCGAUCUUUGCGGAGCUUGUUUCGCUUUGCCUGGAGAGUUGAAAAGUCAUAAAACGAACAUGCACGCGAAGCCUAAGGUGCAGAUCUGUGAAGCGUGUGGUAGCGAGGACCCCUGUGAACACCAUCCUACCAAAAUCAAGAAGAUUAUCAAACCUGGUCAUCAUCCAGUAAAGCGGCGCGGUGUCACUAGUGUUACCAAGUGCCACAAAUGUAAUGGCACGGGCAUAAUUUUCAUCGGUAAACACAACGAAAAACUAGAUUCCGGAAUCAGUUCCCUCGCGAAGUGUAGCGGCUGCAAGGCGACAGGCCGUAUCAUCAUAGGAAGCGGGAAAGCAAACAGUCAUCACCAAGAGAAGCCUUUUCACUGUAACGUUUGUGAUGGCACGUUUUCAAGAUAUUCCUCGUUGUGGUCUCACAAGAGAUUGCAUUCCGGCGACAAACCGUUCAAAUGUGAAGUGUGCGGCUUAGCUUUUGCUAAGGCGGCGUAUCUAAAAAAUCACGGACGCGUACAUACGGGUGAGAAGCCGUUCAAGUGCAGUCACUGCGGCAUGCAGUUCUCGCAAUCUCCUCAUCUAAAGAAUCAUGAGCGCAUCCACUCUGGUGAACGGCCCUAUCAGUGCGAGGUCUGUGAAAAGACGUUCGCCAGGCACUCGACCCUUUGGAACCACCGCAGGAUUCACACCGGCGAGAAGCCCUACCGGUGCAAUAUUUGUGGUUCGGCCUUCAAUCAGGCCACGCACCUCAAGAAUCACGCUAAGGUCCACACCGGCGAAAAACCGCACAGAUGCGACAUCUGUGAGAUCGGCUUUUCGGACCGGUUUGCCCUCAAACGGCACCGGGCGAUCCACGAGAAGUACGGCCAGACGGCAGCGCGCAACAGCCAGGCCAACGCAAGCAACGUUCAGGCUAAUACGAGUGCGCAGGGCCAGGGUCAGCCGCAACAGGUCGUCGUGGUGAACGCGACGACGCCGGUCACCGUCAGCCAAGGACAGCCCGUCAUGCUCGAAGAGGUGUACAAGUGCCAGGUGGCCUUCCCCGAGCCCAAAUGAUUAAACUGAGGCUCGGACCAAGUUUCCCAUGCACAGCCGCCGCCGCCGCAACAGCAGCAGCAGCAACAGGAGAAUGGCAGCAGAUACGCUUUGAUCGGUUGAGGGGACCUAUUGACUUUUUCUCUCUAUCCGAACGUACGUUUUGUGGUCGUAAAACCCGGCAGAAAGUUCGACGCGGCUAAUGGACCGAAAGUGGCAAAGACGAACGAGUUUAUGGUGUAAGAGUGCGUGGUACAUCCGAGAGACGACGAUAUAAUUAUGUUUCGCGAGCCGAGGAUUUUUCAGCCUUCUUUUCUAUGUAAAGCCAGGGGAGCGUGAGCACUUGCGAGUUUUAUUGUUUGUUUUAAAUGGGUCGGUGACUUCUUUUUUCUUGCAAAUCUUGUGACUUUGGUUUAAAAAACACAUACACACUCACUUUCUGUUUGAUCAUUUCACGGCCUUGUGUCCAUCGGAGAUUUAAUUCCGAUUUUUUUCACAGCAUGCAUUUUUUAAAGGAAUGAUUCCCAUUCACCCACCGACAUCUGUAUAUGUACAGUAUUUUUACUUGAUUUUGAUACAAAUCCACGGUGUACUGAAGAUGUGUAUAAAAAAUAGUCUACAUUCGAAUGGAAUCGAAUCUUUUUAUAUGCGCUUUUGUAUGUUUCUUAGUAUGCUGAAGAUUACCAACAGACUAUGUCUAUUAACUCUAGGCGUAUUUUAAAAUAAAAUACGAUCGCGUCGGUUGUAAUAAAAUGUCAUAACUUCUCUUUGACGAUAAUACACAUUUAUCUAUAAAAUUGAAGAAAAAAAUGUUGUAACGGUCUCACGAUCCCUGUUAAUUUUUUGACUAUUGUUAAACUCGACAAAACAAUACACGUGUAAACUGGUUUUUGAAGCACUUCCAAUGGUGUGUUACUUAGAAAACUUAUGUUCUAUGUUGGCGGAAAAAGGAUCCUUUGUGAUUUGGAUAAUUUAUACUUGUUUAAGUGUAUGACGUGAAUAAAAAAUGAUGCUGUAUCUUUGAACAACGAGCAAGCAAAAUUAAUUUUUGUAUCGCAAACCUACAGAGUUUGUAUGUCGGCAAGAGUAUAUACUUCAAGUAUACAACAAAAAGGUGCAAUAUAAAUUAUGCAGCUUCGAAUAAUUUUAUUUUUUCUUUAAGCACUAUUUCGAGUUUGUAAAAAACAACUACUAAAUAUUCACGUUUAUUUGUUCAAUGACAAUCCAAGUUUUUUUAUGCUGAAUACUGAAUUAAAAAUUUGCUCUAUUAUAGGACUCCCUUUUUCGUCAGAUAAAUGCUUUUGUCUUAGCAUUUCAAUCUUUCUUUACUGUUUGUAUUUUGAAAAACCUUGAGGACGAAACGCUGCAAUAAGAAGAAAAAAUGAACAUAACAUUAAUAUCUUAUUGAAUGGACAUUAGAGGCAUCUACUAUCAUGUAGAUAGUAUUGAUAUAAAUAAGCGAUCGCUAGCUUAUAAACGACGAGUAGCUGCUUAGAUGAUAUGUGUAUACAUUAAUUUUUGUAUCUUCACUUGUUAGAUAUGAGACCCACCCCAUUGCUAAUUUUUUUUUUCAAUGGAGAGAAACAGAAAAUAAGAUAAAUCACCUUCAAAGGGUAUAUGAACAGUGAGUGUUCAAAUUCCCUAUGACAUGUAAAUUAUCCUCAAGCUAGAUAAAAACUUUCCAAUAUAAGUCAUGUAUAGGCGACAAUACUUUCACGUUUAGGGUUUGAAUACUAAUCACAGGCGUACUUUUAUUUUGUAAAAGUAAAGAUUUGACCGAAUAACGAAUUUUUUAAACAUUGAAUAAUUGUGUAAAUUAAUCAUUAAAAUACUUUCGCCCGUGAAGUGAAUUUAUACACGAAUACUAGGGGAUCGGGAAUAAUUUUUCUUUCUUUCUUCUCUUAUUAUUGUUAAAUCUUGUGUAAGACAAGAAGAUCAUAUUCGGUUACGUUUAGUUGACUCGUACGUGGUCAUAAUACCUGCUACAGUAUUUCGGAUUAGCUUAGAAACUUUUAUCAAAUCCGUUUCGUUCGAGUAACUUAACGGACAAUGUCACUUUUCACCGUUGUUGAUCCUUCAGUGAUUAUUUACAUCUGUACACGCGAACCACCCCAUGUUUUUUUGUUUAAUUUUUUUAUUGUUUUUGCCUUGAGAGAAAAAAAGAAAAGCGAAAGAUACUAGUUUAAAAUCCUUGUUAUUGCGUUUAAUAAAUUAUAUCAACUUAUAAAAUACAUUUUUAUGUAUAAAGACAAUUCUUUGUGAAUAGCUAAAGGUGUUUGGAAAAAAUUAUUUGCUGUAACCUUAGUUUUUCGCUUGAGGGCACUAAGUAAAUUUUGUAAAUACAUGUAUCUGAACUUAGAGCUCAAGUUACAAGCUUCAAGAAUUCGAACUAAUUUAGAUUGUUUUAUUUUAUUUUUUCAGUUAUUAUUUUGUAAUAAUUUAUAGUACGAAGAAUUAAUAACUUUGAGUUUAAGUUCAGUGUAUCCAUGUGGGGAGUAUGAAAGAGCGAGUGAAGUGUGUUAGAAAGAGCGCGAAAAUGCAACUUAUAGUUCAUAAAUAUAGGAACUAAUUAGGUAAAUAAUGUAUAAGUCGUUUGUUUAGAAAAUGAAAAUUAAAUAGGAAUUACUGGGGGAGGCAUAGCUCGACUGCUUAUUUUAAUCCAGUGAUUUUUUUUUCAUUAAGUUCAGCAGUUAAGCUUUUUUAGUUAAAAAUUAACAUUCCUAAUUAUGCGUAUCAAGUCAGAAAAUAAAGAUGGUCGUCUUUCUACAAAUGUAUAUGAAAACAAUUUUCUUCUAAACGAAUGAGUGUCAGAGUCACGAGUUUAUUUAAACAGAUGUACGACUUUUAUUAAUUAUAAUAAUUAUCUACAUUAUCCUUUGAAUAAAAUACCAAUAAAAAUAAACGUGUUUUAAAAUUUGAUUUUAACUUAAACCGAGCAGCCGCUCGUUGCCUCUUGCAGUAACGUCGUUUUUGAAAUUUAAAAUUAUGAAUAAACAUGGGAAUUAACUUAAUUAUACAAGGAAAGCAAAUGAUUCCGAGCUUCCACAGUAUUGAUAAAAAAAUUGAAGCGAUUUAUGGAAGUGUCUUCCAGAGUGUCUGUUCUACGCUUUCUACGAUCACAAAGGUAUCCUUCGUUCCAAGUUAGGGUGAUGAAUAUUAUAAAUAUCCACGCAUUCUCUUGUGAAUCUGAUAUUGCACAAAUGGUGAGAGAAAGAACGUGAAUGUAGCGCUGACGAAAAUUAAACGAACCUACUAUAACGCCUAUUUUUCAUCGUCUUAAAGUGAUGCGUUUCUUUUUCUAAACACACGCGGAAUUGGAGAUUUUUAAUAAUCGUAAUGACGAAGCAAGUCUGGAGCAAUUUCAUUGUCGAGUCUGUUACGGGUCAGCCGAUGUGUAUACACGUAUUCUAUAGAAUUUUGUAUGAGAAAUAAUAAUAAUAAACAAGAGCGAGAUGAUAAACACAAGCGGCAGAUGCGUCUUUUCAUUAGAAACUACCCGUUGUCGAUAUAAACUAGAAGUCUAAUUUGAAUGUAUCGUGUAUCAUACUAAUUAUGUUGACUAGUUAAGCGGAAAGAAAAUCCUAGGCGUUUUGAUUUUAAAUCAUCAUCAUAACUAGCGCACGAUUAUACCAGAUAUUCAAGUAACAAUAAAGAUGUCCGUGGGACGUUCUCAUUUUUAA
This is a messenger RNA of Nasonia vitripennis (jewel wasp), 6047 nucleotides long. RefSeq names its product zinc finger protein OZF. Gene Ontology annotation, biological process: regulation of transcription by RNA polymerase II. The record is from RefSeq and is a predicted model, not a curated record. Gene Ontology annotation, cellular component: nucleus. The transcript is spliced from 8 exons. The coding region runs from base 874 to 2388 and encodes 504 amino acids. Gene Ontology annotation, molecular function: RNA polymerase II cis-regulatory region sequence-specific DNA binding; DNA-binding transcription activator activity, RNA polymerase II-specific. NCBI's taxonomy places the organism in Eukaryota, Metazoa, Arthropoda, Insecta, Hymenoptera, Pteromalidae.